GGGGGAACUUCAACCACACCUCGGAGAUCUGGAGAACAGAGUUUUUUCCACCCUCAGCUCACUUCACACAAGAGAUCAUUCACUCCAGUCUUUACAUCUGGACUCUGUUGUACGGUUUCAAGAUUUGAGUGAAACAGCAAAGCCUCACAUAAACGUCAGAACCAAUUGGAAAUCAGGGUCCCGGAAACGCCAGAGGGAAUAAGGGGUCUUGUGUUAAUAAAGGAAAAGACACAAGGACAGACUUGAUCAGGGCGAACGUUUUUGGACAAGGCCCAGUUUAUAUCACAGAGAGUUAAGGACUGAGAUUCUCUGUCUAUCUCGUCUCAAAACGGUCAUCAGGGUGGCGAGAGAGAGGGAGGAAUCGAACCGGUGUGUGCCGGAGAUGAGUGCUUUCUGGCAUAAGAUUGGCUGCUGUGUGGUAGCCAAACCUCCUCCGAAGAAGAAACGGAGGAGAAUUGAUCGUAGCAUGAUUGGAGAGCCCACAAACUUUGUCCAUCUGACGCACAUAGGCUCUGGUGAAAUGGCAGAUGGCAUGCAGCCGUCUGGCCCAAUGCAGGAACAGAUGAGAUCCAAAGUGCCUCACGCUAAUGGCCGAAACAGCCUGUUAUAGCCUCUUUACUGUGUUUUUAUUUUAACCCCUCAGCAGAACCUGUCCAACAAGCGGCACUUUACCAAUUUGAAUACGGACCAGCUUUACAUCAACAGAACGUGUUGUGGUCACAAAUGGCAACAUGGCUGCAGUUGCCAACAUGGACGACACCUCUGCUGGGUUUUUUAUGUUAUGGGUCUUCUUUUUAGAGGAGAUAUUGUCCCUCCUUUAAGACUGUGUUUUAUUAUUUGGACCGGGAACGUGUGGAAAAGUGUGGACGUGUGAAGUGUGCGUUUGAAUGUUUUUGAGACACUGGUUGCGUUUGGAAGAGGAAAGGCUCUUAUCACAGUAACACAGGAGACUAUUUAACUGCCUUCCCAAAGUUAUAACUGGCAUGUUUGUCGUAGUCUGUCAUUGAUAAGGAUGUGCGCGAAUGCGUUUGCUUUUGUAAUGGAAAAUGUUUAUCUGUACCAUAACAGCGUCUCAACUAUUUUACAGUUGCACAAAUUGUUGGUGAUGAAAAUGAUCCAAACCCUUUUUAAUAAGUGUAUAGUACAUCUGUAGUAUUAAUAAUGGCGUCUCAGGAUUGCAAUAAAAACCCUGGCGGAAGUAUUAGAAGUAUUAGUUGAUUGCUCUUUAGCUUUGAUAAAUCAUUUAUUUACACACCUUCAUAAACUCAUUGUAUGCGAGACAAAGUAGAAAUAUUUGGAUGCAGCUCUUGCCAGUUUAUGGCAUGCCCAUAUCUGUCAGGCUCAAAGGACAAAACGGUAUUAAAAAACAUGCCCGUAUGACGCAUGCCCUUUCAUUUUACUUUAAAUAUUUUAAAUUAAACUAAACUGCCAAUGUAUGCUGCAUAAUAAUUUUUUUAAAUGUUUACACAAAAAAUAACUAUACAGGUUUUACAUGAUGAUGAGUCAACAAAGACUAAAAAUGAAUAAUCAUUUUUGGACCUUUAACUGCUCAUCUGAUAGGACUUUGAACGCCAGCUAUCUUGCAGGCUUCCUGCCAGUCGAAGUUAAAUGAUCAGACAUUUACUUUCACACAUCAAGCUCCACCUCACACAAGCUCAAACACAAGCUUUCUGUUUGCAGAAAAUCACAUGGCACCGAUGUGCACCUGCCUGUGACGGCCAUUAAAUCGCACACAUGCACCUCGUAUACUAAACUCUGUAUGUGUUUUGGAUACGGCUCUGUGUAGCACUGUGUUUGGGAGAAUUCCUCAGUUGACAAACAGAUGUUUGCUUGUAAUUGUUUUAUUUUGAUGCUUUGCUUCGCAAGAUCCCAAACUGUAAUUUACUUGUUAGAAAUGAUGUAUGUUUUGGUAGCGAAACCUUCAGAAAGCUUUCACGAUGUCUGUAUUGCUGUAGAAAUGUAGUGUAUUUUUAGUACUGAGGCACUCGAGAAACAUUUCACUUUUUUUAUUCGGUAUAGAGAAAAUCUUUUCAUUGCAGCCAAAGACAUCUCUGUUAGACCUUUUGAUAAAUGUUGCCUAUGGUUUCUAUGGCUUUUUUUCAUGUGAGCUGUUUACCAUCUUUAAGUAUCUGCUGUCACUUUAUAAAGCCAAAAUGGUAAUGGUGCAUAGCACUCAGUUUGCUUCCUUAUUUUUCUUCUUUUUUUGUUUAAUUUUUUUUUAGUUUAUUAGUUUGUCAUCGAUUGUGUGAUCAAACGUGAGCAGUAAUAGUGUGAUUCACAUGACAUUGUGUUAUGUCGGUGCAUCUUUUCGAUUUGUACUGAUUGUUGUGCUUUGACUUGUAACAAUACAGUUGUACAAAGAGUGCCA
Paramisgurnus dabryanus is the source of this 2368-nucleotide messenger RNA. RefSeq names its product CDC42 small effector 1 (gene cdc42se1). NCBI's taxonomy places the organism in Eukaryota, Metazoa, Chordata, Actinopteri, Cypriniformes, Cobitidae. Gene Ontology annotation, cellular component: plasma membrane. Gene Ontology annotation, biological process: regulation of Rho protein signal transduction. Gene Ontology annotation, molecular function: small GTPase binding. The record is from RefSeq and is a predicted model, not a curated record.